Neopsephotus bourkii (Bourke's parrot) is the source of this 4635-nucleotide messenger RNA. RefSeq names its product ral guanine nucleotide dissociation stimulator (gene RALGDS). The record is from RefSeq and is a predicted model, not a curated record. Gene Ontology annotation, biological process: positive regulation of GTPase activity; Ras protein signal transduction. Lineage: Eukaryota; Metazoa; Chordata; Aves; Psittaciformes; Psittacidae. The transcript has 18 exons. Bases 311 to 2803 code for a protein of 830 amino acids. Gene Ontology annotation, cellular component: plasma membrane. Gene Ontology annotation, molecular function: guanyl-nucleotide exchange factor activity.
CUGGAAUAAGGCAGUGUGCCGUGGCGUGCUUGCAAGGGGCUGCUUCACCAGCCUCGGGAACAUCGCUGGCUACAUGCACACGCACACACACAGGCGCACUUGCUCACACACGCGCACACACAGCCUCUUGGUGCAGCUCCUCACUGCUCUUUGAUUUGCAAGGAAGGAAAUAAGACCUCUUAGAGCAGCAGAAGCAGCAGCUGUUGACAAGAUGUGCUGACAAAAUCGACCAGGGAGAAAUCUCAAAUCUGUUUUGCUGCCUGGGCUGGACCUGCUCCUGGAAGAGGAGUGGCAGAGGAGAGAGAGGAGGAUGAGCAGCCCCUCCAUCCCUGGGAAGAUGGAGGCAAAACCUUUGUUCAACGUGCAGAAGGCUCUGGUGCAGCCUGUGCAGAUGUGCAUGUUGGAUAUCCCCCUGAGCGUGCAGGAUGAUGAUAGCUCCACACAGGAGAUUGGAGAAGAGCUGGAGGAUGGUGUGAUCUACAGCAUAUCGCUUCGGAAAGUGCAGCUCCAUCACACAGCCAACAAAGGGCAGCGAUGGCUGGGGUUUGAGAAUGAGUCAGCCUUAAACCUCUACGAGACAUGCAAGGUACGGACAAUAAAAGCCGGGACCUUGGAGAAGCUGGUAGAAUACCUGGUCUCAGCCUUCAAGGGCAACGACUCCACCUAUGUCACCAUCUUCCUGUGCACUUACCGGGCCUUCGCUACCACCAAGCAAGUGCUGGAUCUGCUGCUUAACAGGUACGGCAAACUCCAUGUGCAAAUGAAUGGGGACCAUGCCAGGCAUGCUGUGGAUGAGAGGAUGGAGCUGAAGAACACCAUUUCCUCCAUCCUGGGUGCCUGGCUGGACCAGUAUUCAGAGGACUUCCGGAAGCCCCCGGACUUUUCCUGCCUCAAGCAGCUCAUCUCUUACGUGCGCCACAACAUCCCUGGCUCAGACCUGGAGCGCCGAGCCUGCAUCCUGUUAGCCCAGUUCCAGCAGCAAGAGCAGAGCGAGUCUGAGGUGGAAGCUGUGGACCACAGUGGCUGCACCUUUCAGCUGGUGGAAGAGAACGGGGUCGGGGACAGGAAGCCGGAUUUCCUCUCCUUCUCCCCAGAGAUGGUAGCAGAACAGUUCACACUGAUGGAUGCUGAGCUGUUUAAGAAAGUGGUGCCUUACCACUGUCUGGGCUGCAUCUGGUCCCAGCGAGACAAGAAGGGCAAAGAACACCUGGCACCCACCAUCCGUGCCACGGUUUCGCAGUUUAAUAGUGUGGCCAACUGUGUCAUUGCCACAUGUCUUGGAGACCGGUCCUUGAAGCCACAGCACAGGGCUAAAGUGGUGGAGCGGUGGAUCGAAGUGGCUCGGGAGUGCCGCAUCCUGAAGAACUUCUCCUCCCUCCGAGCCAUUCUUUCGGCUCUGCAGUGCAACGCUGUUCACCGGCUGAAGAAGACCUGGGACGAGGUCCUAAGGGAGAGCUUCCGCACUUUCCAUGAACUCUCAGAGAUCUUCUCCGAUGAGAACAACCACUCGCUGAGCCGGGAGCUUCUCAUUAAGGAAGGCACAUCCAAAUUUGCCACCUUGGAGAUCAACCCAAAGAGGGCUCAGAAGCGGCAGCAGCAGCAGAGAGAAAUGGGUGUGAUGCAGGGCACCAUUCCCUACCUUGGCACCUUCCUUACUGACCUGGUGAUGCUCGACACUGCCAUGAAGGAUUUCCUGGAUGGCGGGCUGAUCAACUUUGAGAAGAGAAGGAAGGAGUUCGAAGUCAUUGCUCAGAUCAAGCUGCUUCAGUCAGCCUGCAACAACUACAGCUUCACGCGGGAGGACCAGUUCGUGGACUGGUUCCACAGUCUGGAGCGGCUCAGUGAGGCUGAGAGCUACGGGCUGUCAUGUGAGAUUGAGCCACUGUCAGAGUCAGCCAGCAACACGUUGAAAGCAAAGAAAAACACAGGCAUCAUCAAGCGAUGGAGCGACCGGCAGCCACCAAGCACCGAGCCCUGUGGCAGCAGCAGCUCCCACUCAAAAUCCUUUGAUCAGCUCAAGUGUGGGCAGUACCUGUGCAGCGGGGAUGCCACUGAUUCAGUGAGCGUCACCUCCGCUGGCUCCAGCAGCUCCGAUGUGGAGGAGAUCAACAUCAGCUUCAUCCCUGAGUCCCCCGACUGUCAGGAGAAGAAGGUCAGUGAGAUCCCUCUGGCCUCCCUACCCCAGCGCUGGUACGCCCUGUCUGUGGCCAAUGGAGAAGUUAAACCUGCUGUGUCCUCCGCAUCCCCUCUCCUCCCUGCCCUCCAGUUCUGGGAAUCCACGUCCCUCUCCUCCCUGGACACAUCAGGCAUUGGCUCAGGCUCCAGCAGUGCCUCAUCCUCUUCAGUCUCCUCCACACCAGUGACGGCCUCCCGUACCCACAAGCGCUCAGUCUCUGGCAUCUCCAGCUACUCCUCGCUCUCGCUGCCCCUCUACAACCAGCAGGUUGACGACUGUUGCAUCAUCCGUGUCAGCCUGGCUGUGGACAACGGCAACAUGUACAAGAGCAUCCUGGUGACGAGCCAGGAUAAGACCCCAGUUGUUAUUCGCAAGGCCAUGGCAAAACACAACUUGGAUGGGGACAGGCCUGAAGACUAUGAGCUCAUUCAGAUCAUCUCAGAGGAGAGAGAGCUGAAGAUCCCCGACAAUGCCAAUGUCUUCUAUGCCAUGAACUCUGCUGCCAACUAUGAUUUUGUGCUCAAGAAGAGGGGCUUCUCCAAGGGAGUGAAGAUCAAGCAUGGCUCCAGCUCCACCCUGCCCAGGAUGAAGCAGAAAGGCCUGAAGAUCGCCAAAGGCAUCUUCUAGCCUCAGCCCCACUGCCACCCAUCACCAGUGGGGCUUUGGGGGCAUGCUGAUCCGGCCUUGGCUGCAGGUGGUCCUUGUGCUGCCUGGCACAGCAAGAGCAGUGGCCCUUGCCCACAGGUCCCGCUGUGCAUCGCCCUGCUGCACCAAGAGCCGGGCACUUCAUCAGCCGGUGUCGACCUCGGUCUGUUUCGGUUGGGUCCUUGUUUCUGCACAGGAAGACAGCAGAAUGGGGGCCUCUCUCUCCCCCUCACUCUCUGUUCCCCUCCCGCCUGGUGUGACACUAGUCCAGCCCAGCCACUGGGCAGCCCUUGGCUGAAGCUGCCUCUGCCGUAGGUGCCUUGUGUCCGAGCAAGCCAGGGAGUAGUGACUCACAAGAGGGGCCAUCUGCAAGGAGUAGAGCACAAGCACAUGGUGGGGUGCUCUUCUUCCCAGCUUUCCUGGUGGUGUUUUACCUCCAUGUCCUUCCUCCCCUGGAUAACUGGCAUCACUGUUGCCACACUUCUCUGCCUGUCAUUCCUUUGGGAGAAGCUGUGGAUGCCCUGGUCUGGGAAGUGAGCUGGAAAGGAUGCAGCCCUGCACCGAUGCUUGGAGCCCUGUGGAGGAGGGCUGUGUCCAUGCCAUGAUGGAUUGGGUGGCUCAUACUCCCAACAACUGAAAGCCUGCAUGGUCUCUCUUCUCUCCCAAGUCCAGCAUGCCCCACAGCUGGACUUUCACAGCCCAUGUUCAAACUUGCACCAAAGAUCAAACGUCAGUGUCUCUUCUGCCAUCUGAGGAAGCUUUGGGCUGUGCCCCAAGUGCUGCCAGCCCACGAGGAGGAGAACAAAAUUCUGUUUGAACUCGUGUAAAUAGGGUCCUUGGGUCUGCAUGGGCAGGUGAGGAGCCAGAGCUUCUGGUGCCCCAGCUGCUGCCCACAGAAAGUGCCACACGCCUUGGGCUUCAACCAGACUUUUUCAAACACUGACCAUGGGAGAAGCAGCACUGAGACUUCUUUUGUAUAAAACAAAAUAGUUUACUGAUUUCUCCCCCCCCCCCCCCCCAUAUUUAUUGGUUGUAAAUAGAAGAGUCAAACGUGUACAUUUUACUAAUCCAGCCUCCGCCUGCCCUGCAGUCCAGUCCCUCCCCCCACCCUGGUAUUUAAGGGUGCCUGGAGGGACAGUGAUAGCAGCAGUCUCUCUGCCAUGCUCAUGGGGUGCAGGCACUGCUGGCCACCCUCCCCUCCCGUUUUUCUACCAUCCAAGCAGGAGCAGAGAUGCUUGUUUUAAUCGCUGUAGGGAACACUAACCAAAAGGGGACCAUUUUUUACUCCUCCAUCUCUUUUAAUUUUUUACCUUUCAGCGUGCUUCCUUCCAAAGUGGUGUUCCCGUUUCCCUCUGUCCAUGCUCCUGGGGGUCGCAGCACCUCUUCUGUAGCAGAGGGGCCUGGGCAGCACCUGGGGAUGCAGCAAGGCUGCAUGGCCACGCUGGGGACCGGCGCUGCUGGCAGUGUGCUCUCACAGCCCUCUAUCCCCUUGGGUGGCAUUGCACAUCUCUGCACAUGAUGGGAGCCCAUGGCUCCCUGACACGGGCAGCCUCCUGCCUCCCACCCUGCUCAAAACCCAGCCCUUGGGCACCAGCAUCCAGGGUCCUCUCUCUGCUCUGUGCUGCCAUCUCCUGCCCACCCUGGGGCCAUGCUGGUCCCCCUUCCCCUAGUGUCCCCCAGCAACCCAGUGUCAUCGGACGGACUGGCUGUACCGUAUGUAUUUUGUACCACUUCAGUGAAGGCGCACACUCCCUGGUGUGACUUGUACACAGCAAUGUAAUUUAAUAUUUGCAGUAAAAUACUGAUGUUCAAAC